Molecule: messenger RNA, 1255 nt
Organism: Ichthyophthirius multifiliis
Lineage: Eukaryota; Ciliophora; Oligohymenophorea; Hymenostomatida
Exons: 1
Source: RefSeq, a predicted model, not a curated record
AAUAAAAGAAAACACGCUUUUAAAAAAUAUAGUAAAAUCUUUUAAUAUAGUACUAUAAAAUUAAUUUUCAAACAAUAGACCCAUAAUAUCCUUUAUUCGAAAUCUCAUUGCUUUAAUUAACUUCAUUAUGGCGAUUAUAAUUUUAUUUUAAUUCUCCAAACCCAUCAUUAUUUUUCCUAAAUGAACCCAACUUCUAAUCUUCUUAAUUUUAGAGUUUUUCUAAAAACUAUCCAAUCCUUGACUAAUGGAAAAACAAAUAUUUUUUCAAAAAAUCAAUAACAAAGAAAAAAUAAGGAAUAGCAUUAAUUCCUACAAUUUUUUUAAUAUAAACAUUAUACAUAGUAAUAAACAAAAAUAAAAAAAAGGCCGUCAAAAUUGAAAAAGCAAUAAACCCAAAUACCCCAUUACUUUCCCCUUUUUAAGGUGGACAUUCUUUUAAAAAAUACAUAUCAAUAUCUUUAAAAUACUUUAAUAAAAAUGUUAACUAAAUUUAACUAUUUCCUUAUUUUUUACAAAAAUAAUCUAUCUAAACACCCGAUUUUUCACCUUUAAUUUUCCCCCCAUUAACUAAACUUCCGUAAAUUUCCGGCUAAACAAUUAAUUCGUCGAAUUUAAUUUCGAUUUUUUCAAUAAUGAAUAUAUCAUCUUACUAUAUAGAAUUAUCCAUAUAAAUAUAGAAUAACUAAGAAUUUUAUUUCUUUCCAACUUUCACAACAUACUAAUCAAAGUCUUAAUCGAAAUAUUCUGCAUUUAUCAAAAGUCCAUUUUUUACAAUAUUUUAAUUAUAUUUUUUCCCUAUAUUAUAAUCCACAAAAAUCCCAUUUGCAGGACUUCUAGGAUCUCCACAUAUUUUUUUCCAAUGAAAACUUACAUUACAUUAUUAAAUAUAUAAACUAUAAUUAACCAUCUAUCCUCCUACGGAUUUGCACCUAUAAUCCACUUUUAAAGCAUAAACUCGAGUAUUUUCAAUUGUUUGUUUUGUAGAUUCGAUAAAAACCUUAGAAUCUGCUACAAGCUUAUCAUCAAAAUUUAAUUAAAAACUAUUUGUAGUUAAAGAAGGCUUAAAAUUUUAGAUUGUUAUGUAAAAAUAAUCAAGUUGGCUUGAGGCAUAUAGAUUAAUUACUUUUGGAGAAUCUUAAGACCAUUAUUUUUAUGUAAUGCUGUUUUGUACGACUUAGACUUUGUUUUAGUUUGAAUCUUGGUAUACGACGUCUACUUAAUUACAUUAUUAAGUUAUUAUUUAUUUUAUUAAAAU